This is a messenger RNA of Orussus abietinus, 2140 nucleotides long. RefSeq names its product sodium-dependent phosphate transport protein 1, chloroplastic. Gene Ontology annotation, biological process: monoatomic anion transport; transmembrane transport. Gene Ontology annotation, molecular function: transmembrane transporter activity. Bases 305 to 1525 code for a protein of 406 amino acids. Lineage: Eukaryota; Metazoa; Arthropoda; Insecta; Hymenoptera; Orussidae. The transcript is spliced from 8 exons. The record is from RefSeq and is a predicted model, not a curated record.
UUGAUACAAGUUGACACGUCAAGUCGCGUCAAGUUUGUCUACUGUGUGCUACUGUGUGAAUUUUGAAGGUGGCUCGCAAGAUGCGUUAGUUUUACUCAACAUGGGCGAGAUUUUUGAAUCUACCGGAGUUAUUUGAGGACACCGAUGUGUCUGCAAAACAAGGACAAGCCGUCUUUUUCGAAAGGUUUCCCCGAUCGUGGGUAAUUCGAUCUGCGUUUGAUUUUAUACAUGGCGAGAGGUUAGGUCUGCGACACGUAACCGUGCAAUGUGAUUCCCCGAGGGAACGGAAAACGAGGUUUCGAAGAUGCCGAGAUUUACGAUGUUGCCCAGGACCUCGCGAAUAGUUGCUUUGUGCUCUGCUGCGAAUUUUAUAAACGCUGCCGACAGAGUGAUCAUGCCUAUCGCUAUCGUACCUAUGACCGAUCAAUUUAAAUGGAACCUCCACUGGCAGGGCUGGAUCUUGUCUGCUUUCGCCUUCGGCUACUUUACGAGUCAGAUCGUGGGUGCGAGCACGGCAAGCAGAUUUGGAUGCAAGACCGUGUUAAUGGUAGCUGUCCUGCUGUGGUCCAUUAGCACGGCAGUGACGCCUCUGUUGGCACAUUCUAUUCCUCUGCUAAUCAUUUGUAGGGUAAUUCUUGGCCUUGGAGAAGGUUUAGGUCUUCCAGUGAUAUUUCAUUUGUUUGCACACAGCGUCCCUGUGGAGGAAAGGUCAAGAGCGUUCGGAUAUCUUGUGGCCGCUGGUUCUGUCGGACAAGUUGUAGCGUCGAUUUUAUGUCCACACUUGUCCUGGCAAAGUGGAUUCUACUUAUUUGGAACAAUAGGAAUUACAUGGACUUUAUUAUGGUUAUUGCUUUAUCAGGAGAUGAAUACACAAGACGAAAUUCCUUUGUUCCUUCCAAAGGUGACGCAGAACAGGAGUUUACGCUGGUCUGAGUUUUUUGUUCACUGGCCCCUCUGGGCACUGUAUAUAGCACACUUUACUAUGAACUGGAGUAAUUACAUCAUUAUGCAGUGGUUACCCACAUACUUGGCACGGAACUUGUCGGCCAAUAAGGAAAGCAUCAGCUUAACCGCUUUGCCAUACAUCGUUAAUUCACUCGUUGGCAUCGUGGCUGGCCACAGCGCCGAUAACCUUAUUCAGAAAAGGUGGUCAGUUCUUUCCGUGAGGAGAUUAAUGACCAAUAUUGGCCUCAUCGGUCCUGGUGCAUUUUUAUUAGCAUUUUGUGCUGUUGAUAAUUUGCUUUCCGCGGUAAUAUUCGUAUCGAUAUCAAUGGGACUCUGCGCAUGCAACUCCGCAGGUCAUCUCAGUAACCACGCCGACAUAGCACCAAAUCAUGCUGGAAUAACUUUUGCCAUAUCAAAUACAAUUGCUACCAUACCAGGAAUUCUUUGUGGCCCUCUAACAGCAGAGUUGGUAACGGCAUCGCAUGGAAGGUGGAUGCCAGUUUUUGUCUUAGCAGCUGCAAUAAAUUUCACCGGUGCUAUAAUUUAUCAGAGCCACAGUGCAGCCCUUCCUGUAUUGUAACGUGUACCAGUGAUAAUUACUACUGGAACAGUGGAAAGUAAUUUACCUGUAAACAGUGAAAGAAGCAUACCUUUACGCAUGUUUUCAAAAGGUGAUGCCAGAGGCCAGACAUUAUUUUCUGCACCAUCGAAAACUAUUUAAAAAGGACUUUAACGUGGGGAACACCUGCUGGUUCACAUAACGUCGAAGCUACUUUCAGCUGGCAAAUGUGACAGAACUGGAGCUCUCCGUCAUCGCUGGACUGACAUGAGUGACAAACAUAUCAAGUGGGAAUGUUACUUCUUAAUCUUUAACUUUGAUACUAUUCUUCGAAUCGACCAUCGACGUGAGAAACCAGUUGUGAGACUUGUGCCAUGUCUGACUCGAAUGAGUUGGUUACGAAUAAUCGAUGGGAAGGAGACGUCGCGAAAGGCGGCAAGCACUACAUUUUAUUUUCGUUUCAUCGAAGUUUACAUUGUACAAAGAAGGUAUAUACUGUACAUAAGAAAGUAUUGUAACUUUUCGUGUGUUAUUAUCUCCCGAAUUUCCUAGUGCAUCUUGACACAGAAAGGGAUUAACGUCUGUGAUGAUUAAGGUACUACAUUAAACAAACAGUAAUAUAUAUCUACAUGAAGA